CCAAUAAAUUACCGGUGCCAGUGGGUGUAGUCGAGCGGCGACUUCGAAUACGAUCGCUGUAACGACAAAUCGUUAUCGUUCGUCUGUUGUAGAAAAUCGUCGUCACGUCGUAUUCGGGGCCGAAGCCUGGUUUCGACAUCCAUUACUAAUGGCGUUUUCCUCUCUUCUAUCUCCGGUUUCGUGGCAUUCUUCUUUCACUUGCAAUUCUGAAGCGGGCUCUCUGUGUUUUGCUACCUUCGAUUGUCCAAGUCCUCAGCGAAGGCGAAGCUUUAGCAAGUUCAGGGGUCUGAAUUUCCACCUUCCGCCCUUGAUUUCGGCUUCAAGAACGGUGGCCACCGCUGCUGUGUCACCGGCAGCAGUUGCAAAUUCGGCCGCGCCAGUUACUUCAUUCACUAAUUUGAUUGAAUCUCUGAUUAAUCGCGUGGAUUUGUCGGAGGAUGAAGCGGAGGCGUCUCUUCAAUAUCUUCUCAACGAUGCCAGCGAGGCAUCAAUUAGUGCUUUCCUCGUGUUACUCAGAGCCAAAGGAGAGACUUAUGAAGAAAUUGUGGGACUUGCAAGGGCGAUGAUCAAGCGUAGUGUGAAAGUGGAUGGCUUAUUUGAUGCCGUUGACAUAGUUGGAACAGGUGGAGAUGGAGCAAACACAGUAAACAUCUCAACUGGUGCUUCAAUACUUGCUGCAGCAUGCGGCACAAAGGUUGCAAAGCAAGGAAACCGUUCGAGUUCUUCAGCAUGUGGAAGUGCUGAUGUCUUAGAGGCACUUGGGGUAGUUAUUGAUUUGGGACCUGAGGGAGUUGCCAAGUGUGUUGAUGAAGCUGGAAUGGGCUUCAUGAUGUCUCCCAAAUACCAUCCUGCAAUGAAGAUUGUCAGUCCUGUCAGGAAGAAGCUAAAAGUAAAAACUGUAUUUAACAUACUGGGCCCUAUGCUCAAUCCGGCUAGAGUUCCUUUCGCUGUUGUUGGUGUAUAUUCUGAGAACUUGGUCCCCAAAAUGGCUAAAGCACUGCAACUAUUUGGCAUGAAAAGAGCAUUAGUAGUUCACUCGGAGGGCUUAGAUGAGAUGAGUCCCCUUGGACCAGGACUUAUUCUUGAUGUAACACCUGAAAAGGUUGAUAAGUUUGCCUUUGAUCCAUUGGAUUUUGGCAUCCCUCGUUGCACUAUAGAUGACCUUCGAGGUGGAGACCCCGAUUAUAAUGCAGAGGUCUUGAAGCGCAUUUUAUCUGGGGAAGAGGGGCAUAUUGCAAAUGCACUUAUCCUUAAUGCUGCUGCUGCCCUUCUGGUUAGCAGCAAAGUGACCACAUUGGCCGAGGGAGUUAAGUUGGCUCGUGAAACUCAACGGUCUGGAAAAGCCAUGAAGACUCUUAAUUUGUUGAUUGAACUCUCCAAUAAUCUAAGAGAAGCAUAGGAGCGCUUACAAUUGAGCUGCUGAGUAAGAUUAAGAAGACUGAGAACUUAUCUUUUGAAUAUCAGACAAGUUUGAAAGAUGAAUUUCCGUCAUUUAUAACUGCAUCCGACAGCUUGAGUUUACCAUCUU
This is a messenger RNA of Cucurbita maxima (winter squash), 1528 nucleotides long. RefSeq names its product anthranilate phosphoribosyltransferase, chloroplastic. The record is from RefSeq and is a predicted model, not a curated record. NCBI's taxonomy places the organism in Eukaryota, Viridiplantae, Streptophyta, Magnoliopsida, Cucurbitales, Cucurbitaceae. Gene Ontology annotation, biological process: L-tryptophan biosynthetic process. Gene Ontology annotation, molecular function: anthranilate phosphoribosyltransferase activity. Gene Ontology annotation, cellular component: cytosol. The transcript is spliced from 10 exons. The coding region runs from base 149 to 1399 and encodes 416 amino acids.